CAAGCGCCACAGGAAAAGUCGCGAAGACACAUCUGUCCUCCUCCCCCCCCCCCAACACACACACACACACACGCACGCGCCGAAUGUCGCCGUGUUCUUGUCGUCUGCGUGUGACUUGAGGGCCGCGGUGCCCCGGACCUCUGCGGGAAGUUGUUGCCGCCCAGCGGCCGCUGUCGAGGGCGUAGUGACCGCCGCGUUGCCGGGACGGUGCGGCGCGAUGGAGAACGUGCACUAGCCGGAAUUUGGGGAAUUGUUUCUUUUUCUUGUUUUUUUUUUCUCGGAUUAAAACAGCUGGUUCUCCGUGGAGAUUAUCUUUUUUUUUUCUUUCUUGGAAGUGCGGAGAGGCGAAUUCUUCUUUUUAAAAAUGCCUGCUAAAAGCAAGUACAACCUCGUUGACGAUGGGCACGAUUUGCGGAUCCCGCUGCACAACGAGGAAGCGUUCCAGCAUGGGAUCAACUUCGAGGCGAAGUACAUCGGGAGUCUGGAUGUGACGCGGCCGAGCAGCCGAGUGGAGAUCGUGGCUGCGAUGAGAAGAAUUCGGUACGAGUUCAAGGUGAAAAACAUCAAGAAGAAGAAAGUCAACAUCGUGGUGUCGGUCGACGGCGUGAGAGUCGCCUUGAGGAAAAAGAAAAAAAAGAAGGAGUGGACGUGGGACGAGAGCAAGAUGAUGGUGAUGCAGGAUCCCAUUUACAGAAUAUUCUAUGUGUCUCAUGAUUCACAAGAUCUGAAGAUAUUCAGCUACAUCGCCAGAGACGGACAAAGCAACGUCUUCCGCUGCAAUGUCUUCAAGUCCAAGAAGAAGAGCCAGGCCAUGCGCAUUGUCCGCACAGUCGGCCAGGCGUUCGAGGUGUGUCACAAACUGAGUCUGCAGCACACGCAGCAGAACGCAGACGGGCAGGAGGACGGCGAGAAGAACGGCAACGACUCCACAGGCGUGCGUGCUUACCCACCUGUAUGUGUGUGCACUUUCCUCGGCUCAGCUCGAGAGCUGAGUGGCGCGGAGAAGACGCCGACCGUCUCCGAGGAGACGGAUAUCGACGCGGAGGACGCGGGCCACGAGUCUGCAGCAGAGUUGAACCUCAACAGAGGCGUGACGGACCUGGACGCCACGGCCAAGCCCGCCGAGCCCGACCACGAGGAAAGCAAGGCUUCAGAGGAGGCCUCUCUGCUGAUCGCCAGCCCCAGGAUGCUGCUGCCUCCAUCAGGCACGCUCCCACCAGGCGCCCCCCUGUCUGUGCACCACCAGAUCCAGCUGCUCCAACAGCAGCUCCAGCAGCAACAGCAGCAGACACAAGUGGCUGUGGCACAGGUUCACCUGUUGAAGGACCAGCUGAAUGCGGAGGCCACGGCUCGGCUGGAGGCUCAGGCUCGAGUCCACCAGCUGCUGCUGCAGAACAAGGACCUGCUGCAGCACAUCUCCCUGCUGGUCAAACAGAUCCAGGAGCUGGAGCUCAAGAUGUCUGGACCGAACUCCAUGGGAUCUCAGGACAGCCUGCUGGAGAUCACCUUCCGGUCUACAAUUCCUGCAGUCAUCUGCGACCCCACAACACCCAAACCGGAUGUGUCCGCCCCCCACCUGCCCGCGCUGGGCUCCACCGACGGGACCGGGAACGCCUUCUCGUCCUCCAAUGGGACCCUGGGAAGCCCCCUAGUUGAUCAAAGUAUGUUUGAGAACUCCGUUGCCCAGCAGUCCAGUCCUCAGACCUCGAGGUCGGGCCAGCCCUCCACCCGACGCCCCCCGGCAUCAGCCAAUCACAGCCUGGGGUCCGGCGCUGUCGACUCCCCAUCCUCUGGAGGCCAACAGAGGCUUAAAAAUGCCAUUAACCUGGGAAAGGCUGUCGGGGCAAAGGUGAAUGACUUGUUAAGGAGGAAAGAGCCCAGUCACCUCGGGGACAUCGGGGUCACAGAGGUCAACAAGAACGUGGAUGCCGUGUGGAGCAGUCUGGACCAACUCCACCAGUCCUCUGCAAACAGUCACAUCUCCUCUUUUGACUCCUUCCCCCGGCUGGACCCACCACCCCCGUCGGGGAAGAAGCGCCUCCCCAGGGCGCUGAAGACCACCCAGGACAUGAUGAUCUCCUCUGAUCCGGUGGUCGCCUCUCCGGACCCCGCUGACUCUUCCUCCUUCCUUUCUUCUCCCGACAAGACGCCCCUCAUCGCCAAGGAGGAGCUGAGGAACAACGAGGAGCAGCCGCGGGGCCGCAGGGAGGAGGAGGAGGAGGAGGACGGAUCAGAGGAGCUCACGUUGCCCCCAAGCCCGGCGGAGAAGAAACGUGUCGCUGAUUGCUGGGAGACAACGGGAGGCGACGGCGGAGCCGCUGAGGUGACGGGCGAGGGGGAACCUGUGGUGGGGGGCGAAGAGGAGCAUCAGCCGCAGCUGUCCGUGCCGGACCUCAUCAACAAGGAGACCCCCCCGGAGGCCGGGGGGAGGCCCCGCGACGUCUGGCAGAGGGCAGAGGGGUCGCGCUCCCGGCUGGCCUCCACCCCCUGCCCCGACAAGACGCCCUGCCGCGUCAGCCUGGGCGAGGAGGUCCUUCUGGGCAACGGCGCCCCCUGCAGUAAAAGCGUCGGGGUGAGCGCCGGGGAGUCCGAGUCGCACCCGGACCUGCUAAUGUUUGAGUAGCGGGUCACACUCGCAGCCCAGUACGCCGCAGAAAGGUCAAAUCGGUUGCUCUGAAUUUCAACUGGAGGGGCAGAAAGGGUCAUUCGAACCGACUCAGAAGGAUUCAAUAUUCACGGCCACUUUUCCAUGUUUAACUCUCCCACGCUUUAAGAAAAGGGAACAAGGGCUUGUGUGAAUGCGUUUAGAUGUGCCGACAGAGAGACACUACCAGCUUCUCCCUGAUGACGGGAGCACAGAGCCGGAAGCAGGAGGUGUGGGGUCAUUAUGGUGCAGUGAGAAUUAAAUAUUAACAUGUCAAACAUAGAACGUCACUAUUGAGCAAUAUCAUUUUAUCAUCACCGUCUAUUUAUCAUCUUAAGCUCGUUUUCUAACAUAUUUGCUUUAGUAAUGCAGUAAUACCAAAUAAUGAUUCAUAAUGAUGAAUGUAAUCGGGGUGAUGAAAAUGUCCUUUUAAAUGGGCUAAAAGUGUAAAAUCCUUUCAAACAAAAACUGCCGAUCAUAAAAACAGCUUUGUAAAUCAUUCUUGCUGAAAAGUCAGAUUUUUUUAAAUCUUUUAAAAAAAAAUGGAUGAGUUCUAUUAUUUAUCAGCAUUAAGUUAUUAUCAUGACAUUCUUUUUUUACAUUUAAAAGGGUAUUUGUGGUCACUGUAGUCCAUAAUAUACAAAAGCUGCCACAAUGAAACCAAUUACAAACCGCAGCUGAUAUGUGUUCAUCGUCAUGUCAUUUGCAUUUAAUUUAAUUAAUUUUGUCAGUUUAAUCCUUUUUCCAGUAUGGACAAAUGGUGGAAUGGCAGGAAACGGGAGGGAGCUGCUGAGGGCGUGAGGACGUGUUGGAGGUGGGCGGGUUCUGGGGGAGUUUACUUGCCUUUUGACCCGCAGCUUCAUUUAUAUUACAGCAUUUCUGUCCCAUUUGCGGCCCAUUAAGAGUCCUAGAGCUUGUGUCUCUGGCAUGGACUGUGUCCCUCAAGGGGACCUUUCAACGCUGCGCCAGCAGGGAACAAAUGCCACAACAUAUAGAUUAUUAUAGAUCAUUAUUUUCUUUUGUUUUUGCCGAAAAUAUCAGACAUAUAGAGGCUUUACUCCUCCACCCAGAUAGUGUUAGAGAUUUGCAACAGUAAAUAUUGGCCAAUCUUUAAUGUUUGAAUCGGUAGAUAUAUAAGACAGAACUGAGUUGUUGUUGUUUGCGUGUCUGUAUUUCGGGUCGAAGAGGAGAAUUGCUUCCAGUCUUCCUUCCUGCCGACAUCGAGACGGACGGACGGGCGGCGUGUUGUUUUCUAUCAAAAGAGAAAAGAGAAUAUAACGAGCUGUCAACCGCGACAGAUGAAAGGUGUAUUUUAUUCGAGCAGAUCAUUUAGUGACAGACCAAAGACAGGAAUUAGCAGCUCAGCCAGAACGUGUUCUUUGUGGGGGGAAAAAGAAGCAAUAUUUUAGUAUUUCUUUUAGUUUCCAUUCUACGAUUACGAAACAAAAUGUAAAACCAAAGUUGCGACGUUUUCAACAAUUCGAUAGCGAUUCACGUGCAUGUUUAAGACUUUCCUGACUCCAUCAGAUGUGUCCAGCUGCUCAAAGGCGAGCCGAGUUCACACGCGUGUGCCUCACCAUUGUUUGGCUGACAGAUCGGGCUGGAAAUCUGCUUUUAUUACACCAUUAACUGAACAUCUGGCGCACAUGAAAAGCAGCCUUCCAGAUUCCAAAUCCAGACCCUAAAAAUAACCCCGUUUUCAAAAAGAGCUCAACAGGCGGCAUCUGUAAGUGACCACUGGACCGCUUGACUUAAAAAAAGGACACAGACUCUGGACCAGCUGUAGUUUCUGUCGGCUCGCGUCCGGCAGAAUGAGAGGAAUGUGGAGUCGGCGCGUUAGAGAAAGGACGCUUUGUCUCCCUCAGUCUGUCUCCCGUCGCUCUCGUGUUCCUCACAUACCGCAAACGUCCCCAUUGAUUUUCUUCUUCUUUUUUUUUUAUGCGGAAGCUUUAACAGCUGGCAUCCACACAACAAACCAAAUUGCCCAAAAAUAAUUCCCCCAGAUGUUUUAAUCGAGGGGUCCUCAGACCUUUCUGUGCACUUUAGUGGCGCGUUGCUGUCGUUGACGUGAAGUUUUGAUUGGGUCUCGAUGCAGUGAGGUCUGUGUGCGCACACACACACACACACACACACACGUGCUGCUGUUUAAUCUUUCAAAUGUCAUAUCUCCUCUGGGUCGCGGCGGCAGAUGUUCCAGCUGUGUCUUUGCUGAGGGAGACAAAGUGUGAAUAUUUUGAGGUUUGGGCAAACUGACCUUACGUGAAAAUGAAAGCCGUGAAGAAACCAAAAGUAGAGACCUAAACUAAAUGAUCUGAUACUGAUAAUCAUUGGGAGUUAAAAAUGAUACAUAUAAACAUUUCAUCUUUUCGAUUACUAAGUCAUUUGUACAUCUUAAAUUUCUUAAUGAUCUGGUUUAAAAUGUUUUCAUAAAAAGAAGCACAAAUAACAUGAAAUAUUAACUAAUGAAAACAAUUAAAGUAUAAAAGGUUUGGUCCAAUUACCCAGUGCUUGAAAAUAAAAAAAAUCAUUACCUAAGUCCAUUUUAAAGCAGUGAUGCAAAAAUAUGCGAAUCAGUCAUUUUAAUCUUGGCUCAUUCUUAAACACGGUGGUCAUUCAGAUUCUACACACCUAUAUAACCAGGUAUCAAGGGAGGUUUCUGACGCCCGCUGCUUAUAUUUAGUCUGCUGCUAAAAGCAUCAGAGGAGAUGAAUCGUUGCUCAGACGCCGUCAGACUUUCUUCCUUUCAGCAAAGAAAAGAGGCCAAAUGCAUUUUGAGGCAAUCCGAGCAGCUCGAUCUAGUCAGCUCGCAUCCUUUGAAACCACUAAAGUAGAUUUAUAUUGUAUUUUCUGAUGAAGGAACAGUGUUGUACAUUCUGUGGAAAUAUUCUAUUGCUUUUUCUUUUUUACAAUCUCUGUGAAUAUGCAAAUCGGGUCUUGCUCUAACAAAUGAAGGAAAGUGAUUUAUUUUGAUAUUCAGUCAUAAGUAGGUAUUGCAAUCCAUUAUAUAGUGGCCUCAAUUCAUUUGGCAAAUGAAAGAAAUAAGGUCCUGCUUUCUAUCUGUGGUGUUGUUGAAUGUUUUGUGUCUGUGAAGCUGUGGUGGAUGAAGGAAGCUGAACGCUGCACACGACGGCUUUUUGAAAGCAAACCUGGGACUUUCUGUCGAUUUGAUUCUCUAAAAGUGCUGCAAAUUAAAUCUCUAGCUUUGUAUCCAUGAUGCGGAUAUGCUACAGAAAUUGAAGCGAAUCAAUAUUUGUUUUACUUUUAUUUACCUGAUGUAUCUUUUUUUUUAAGUGGGGAUGCAAUAACUCCUAUAACGAAUGUAAUCAUUUUAAACAAGAAAUAGACCUAAUUGUGACCCAUUGGUUUUGUGUUGUAUGUUAUGUGUCUUUUUUUAAAGAUUGACCUCACUUUU
Gasterosteus aculeatus aculeatus (three-spined stickleback) is the source of this 6056-nucleotide messenger RNA. Its product is annotated as carboxyl-terminal PDZ ligand of neuronal nitric oxide synthase protein. The record is from RefSeq and is a predicted model, not a curated record. Gene Ontology annotation, molecular function: nitric-oxide synthase binding. Lineage: Eukaryota; Metazoa; Chordata; Actinopteri; Perciformes; Gasterosteidae.